Aplysia californica (California sea hare) is the source of this 10454-nucleotide messenger RNA. RefSeq names its product dynein heavy chain 12, axonemal. Gene Ontology annotation, biological process: microtubule-based movement. Gene Ontology annotation, molecular function: minus-end-directed microtubule motor activity; ATP binding; dynein light intermediate chain binding. Gene Ontology annotation, cellular component: dynein complex. The record is from RefSeq and is a predicted model, not a curated record. NCBI's taxonomy places the organism in Eukaryota, Metazoa, Mollusca, Gastropoda, Aplysiida, Aplysiidae.
ACAAUUUACCCUAUUUGGCUGCAGCUAUAGACGCGGCUUUUAUGAUUGUUUCCGAAAUGGAUUUGACAGGGCAACAACGUUUCGUGUAGCCCAAACAAUACCGUUUUACACCUAGAAUUUUCAGCUCCAAAAGGAUUAUGAAGCCAGCUACUGUUUCCUCUCAGAGGAAACGUCACUAUGAACCACGGAGUUCAUCGCAGUCUCGGCCGAGGAAGCUUGCGACCCUCAGCCGCCUGGCAGAUGCGAAUGAUAAUGCGGUCAUUUUUAGAAAUGGAAAACCCGUUUUGCCUGAAAUCCAAAAAUACGACUUUUCGAAAGAUCCGUGGAAAAACAGUCCUAUGAUGACACACAGUCGUGUGAAGGAGAAUCACAAAACCCUCUUGAAGUUUUACAACUGUGAGGCAUUGAAAAGCGCCAAGCAAGAGAAAUUUUUGUUUAUGACGAAGAAAAUCGAGGAAAAGGACAGGGAGCCUCCAAUUCGUGAAGAGUUCAGGCCAUCGGAGGACCAUUGCCUCAAGAUGAACUACUUAGCCCUGAAGAACUUUGUCCUGCAAACCCCGGUGGGUUUCAUGGAUCAGAAAUGGAAGGACCGGAUCCUGCAGCUGAUCCCGGAAAAGCUACGGGUGGGACCGGUUCAGGAACAGAAGCUUGUCGAGCUUUUUGAGGAGCUGAGAGAGUCGUUUACGGCCAGCAUACAGAUGUCCAAUAUCCAGCACAUCUUGAUAAAACCGGAGGUCGCUGGUUUAGAGAAGGAAAAAGCCGGACCCCCGCCCAGCGAGCCAGUGGGUCUGAACUUCCAGCGUCCGUGGCGCCAGGCGUUCCUGGAGCGGCGCUGUGUCGUGCUGAAGAACCUGCACAUCCUGAACCCCACCCACCUGGCUGUGCUCAAGUUUUGCCAGGAGACGAUCGGAUCCCUUCUAUUGUUGGACGUCUCUAAAUAUAGGUCCUUGGGAGAUAUGACUUUUGAGACAUACAAAAGCUGCAUCGACAGGGACCUCAAGGAAGUGGAAGAAAAACUCAUGAAAAGCUGGUAUCCCAAGCUUCUUUGCAUCUUCACGAACGAGAAAGGUCCGUCGGAGGAGAAGUAUGACUCAUUUUACCGCAGUACGUCCACCCUGAUUGGCAUACAGGGAAUGCAAGAAAGUUUUUCAUGCAGUUGCGAGCUCCAUAAAACCUUACUAAAACUAACUGAUUGUCCAAAGGUCAAGGACCUUCUGAUCCGCAACAUGCACCAGUACGCGAGGCUGUUUGAGCCAGAGAACCACCUCCUGCUGCCCAGCUUGACCAUGGGCGCGACGCUAGACGGUCGUCAGAUGAAGUUUGUCCGCCCAGUGGAGGAGCUCAUUGACACAAUCCUCUACUUCAUCGCCCGCCUCAGGACCUCCAUGCAGAAGUGCCAGACAGUGCAGAACUGGAUGGAGGCGGCUGACGUCAUGAUAUUCACCGACACGUCAGUGGCCCAGUACUUCACCGACAGCAUCUGUGCCAAGAUCAGGGAAAACAUCCUCCGAUUGUUCAAGAACGCUCAAAACGUGCUGGAUGACUACGUUGAACAUUACGGCCAUCUGGUGAAUGGAGAGACACAGGGUGCCAUUGAGGAAUACCUGACGUACGAACACACUUUCAUGGACCAUAAGCAGAAUCAUCAAGAAAUUUGAGUACGUGAAGCACAAGGCUCUGAGCCAGCCCAAGACCAGCGAGGAACUCAUCACUCAGAUGCAGUUUAUGGAGAAGGCCCGGACCUCCGUCAUGGUCAAACUACGCCAGCACGUACAAGAGUGUGCGGCCCGCGUGGUCUACCUCAUCGACAGGUAUUUCUUCAGCCCGGAGGACAUGGAGAACAACUCACAGGUCCUCACCUGGCCGGAGAGAAUCAACCCCAUCUUUGAUCAAAAUGACUUGUUGAUGGAGGAGGCGAAGCGAGACGGAGAGAUGAAGGUGAUCGAGGCGCGGAACCAGGUCACAGCUGAGCUGGAACGACUGAAGAAACGUCUGGACGAAUUCAACGAUUACGGAGAGCUGAACAUGAUGCAACAGUAUGUGCAGGAUACGAGGGCCGUACAGAGGAGGCUGUCUGAUGUCAAGGAACAGAUUGAGUGGAUCCACAAAGAGGAAGUGCUGUACAAGUUCCCGAGCACGGAGUACCCAGACUGGGAAGUGACGGCAGUGGCGCUAGAACCAUUCAUGAAGUUCUUCAACACCGUGCUCAGGUGGCAGAGAUGUGAGAAGAAAGCUAUGGAUGGCGACUUCAUGAACCAGGACGUGGAGGCCAUUGCCAGUGAGGUGGACGAGUACGGCAGAGAUUUCUUCAAGACACAGAAAGUUUUCCAGCUGAGGCUCAAGAAGAUGCAAAUGGACUGGGAUGAGAAAGACCGUGAGAUCAAGAAACAGAUCCGCCAGGACUUGCAGUCAGGGAAAGAGCCCACCGUACAGGAACUGGCGCCGUUCAAAGUGCCGGAGAUUAUGACGGUCAUCAACCACCAGAUUGACUCGGUCGCCGACUUCAAGGAAGUGAUCCCCACCAUUGGCAUCAUGUGUAACCCGGGGCUCAGAAAGCGACACUGGGACGGCAUGUCCAAACUCGCCGGCUUUGACCUCACGCCUGACGCCGGAACGACGCUGCGCAAAGUUCUCAAACUGCACCUGGACGAGUACAUGGAGAAAUUUGAGGCCAUUUCCGUGUCGGCAACAAAGGAAUACUCCCUGGAAAAAGCCUUCCACAAGAUGGAGGCUGAGUGGGCUGAUGUGGUGUUCACUCUCAACUCCCACAGAGACACGGAUAUCUGUGUGCUUGGAUCCGUGGAUGACAUCCAGACGCUGCUGGACGACCACAUCGUGAAGACCCAGACCAUGAGGAACUCGCCGUUUGUCAAACCCUUUGAGGAGGCCAUCAAGCACUGGGAGGAUCAGCUUCUCCUCACCCAAUCAGCCAUCGAUGAGUGGCUCAAGAUGCAGGCCCAGUGGAUGUACCUACAGCCCAUCUUCUCCUCCGAGGACAUCAACCACCAGAUGCCAGAGGAGGGCAAACUUUUCGCCAUGGUCGACCGAAACUUCAAGGACGUCAUGUCCAAGUGCGCCAAAAACCCUUACGUGCUGGAGGCGUGUAGCGUGCCCGGUGUGUUGGACAAACUGAUUGACAGCAACGUGCUGCUGGAGAAGAUCAACAAAGGGCUCAACGCAUACCUGGAGAAAAAGAGGCUGUACUUUCCCAGGAUCUGGUGAUUCACGGAAUGUUUAGCAGCGAGGGCGAGUCUGUGGCGUUUUCCGACACCAUCGACACAGUGGAGGCUAAAGGGUCGGUGGAGAAAUGGCUGCUGCAAGUACAGGAUAUCAUGCUUAUGUCUAUGAGGGACGUCAUUGAGGAGUCCGUGGAGACCCUAGAAGAACAGAUGAAGGACAUCGUUGCCCUGGUCCGCGGCAAACUGACCACCCAACAACGCAUCACGCUCGGAGCUCUGGUGGUCAUUGACGUGCACGCGCGAGAUGUCGUGCAAGAUAUGGCUCAGAAAGGCGUGUGUACAGAGAACGACUUCAACUGGCUGUCCCAGCUCCGCUACUACUGGGAAGACGCCAACUGUUGCGUGCGCAUCACCAACGCCACGGUCAAGUACGCCUACGAGUACCUGGGAAACUCCGGCCGCCUGGUCAUCACGCCGCUCACUGACCGCUGCUACCGGACACUGUUUUUCAAAGGUCUGGCCUCGUCAGGAGCAUGGGCCUGUUUCGACGAAUUUAAUCGGAUUGAUCUAGAGGUGCUCUCUGUGGUGGCUCAACAGAUCUUGUGCAUCAUCCGUGCGGUGCAAGGCAAGGUGGACUCAUUCAUAUUUGAGGGCACCGAGCUGAAGCUGAAUCCCAACUGCUACGUCUGUAUAACGAUGAACCCGGGCUAUGCAGGGAGGUCAGAGCUACCGGACAACCUCAAAGUUCUUUUCCGGACGGUCGCCAUGAUGGUCCUGCGAUCCAUCAUCGACGUAAACAUGCCCAAAUUCCUGGCCCACGACAUCCCGCUGUUUAACGGCAUCAUCUCUGACCUGUUCCCCGGCCUACAACUCCCCGAGGCCGACUACAAGGUCUUCCUGGAGGCCAUGGAGCGUGUGGCCGAGAGGAAAAACCUUCAGUUUGUCCCGUUCUUCUCUGAGAAGAUUAUCCAGACCUAUGAAAUGAUGCUGGUGCGACAUGGCUUCAUGCUAGUGGGUGAACCAUACGGUGGCAAGACCCAAGUCCUACAGACACUGGCCGAGGGCAUGACGCUGCUCCGUGAGGAACUCCACGAGGAGUACGAGGGCGUCAUUUACCGCAUCAUCAACCCCAAGUCCAUCACCAUGGGACAACUCUUUGGUCAGUUCGACGCCGUCUCUCACGAGUGGUCUGAUGGUGUGACAGCCAACACGUUCCGAGAGUUCGCCUCGUCCGAGAGCCCAGACAGGAAAUGGGUCAUCUUUGACGGUCCGAUCGACGCGGUGUGGAUUGAGAACAUGAACACGGUGCUGGACGAUAACAAGAAGCUGUGUCUCAUGUCAGGGGAGAUUAUACAGAUGACGCAUCUCAUGACCAUGGUGUUUGAGACUAUGGACCUCUCGCAGGCCUCGGGAGCAGUGAUGUUCUCUAUACCUUGGACCAUCGCUGGCUGCAUCGACAACGACGGGAGGAAAAAGUUCAACGAGUUUUACGCUGAGCUCCUGAAUGGCAAACACGACCAGCACCCCAUCCCAGACGCCAUCAAAAAGCUAGACGUGAUGUUCCCGCCAGAGAACACGGUCUAUGAUUAUUUCUAUGACCAAAAAGGGCGAGGCACCUGGCUGCCGUGGAACACGCUGAUCAAGGCAGAGGUCAACGAAGGUCACAAGCCCAACAUCCGGGAGAUGUUGGUGCCCACCGUGGACACAGCCCGCUACAGCUACAUGAUGGACUUGUGUAUCAAGUGUGCUAGCUUCUAUUCGUGGGUCCCACGGGCACGGGAAAGAGCGCGUAUGUGUCCAAAAAGAUGAUGCACGAGCUCCCACAGGAUGAGUACAUCGCUGUCAUCCUCACCUUCUCCGCUCAGAGCAGCGCCAACCAGACACAGGACAUAGUGAUGUCCAAGCUAGACCGACGUCGUAAAGGCGUGUACGGGCCGCGGCCAGGCCGGAAGUGCAUCAUUUUCGUGGACGACAUGAGCAUGCCCCAGAAGGAGGUCUAUGGUGCUCAGCCGCCACUUGAGUUGCUCCGGCAGUACCUGGAUACUGGACAUUGGUAUGACCUCAAGGACACGAGCAAACUGUUCCUGGUGGACAUCCAGUUCCUGGCCGCCAUGGCGCCGCCAGGAGGGGCACGUAACUCCGUCACUCCUCGCCUCAUGCGCCACUUCUCCAUCGUGUCCAUGAACCCUUUCAGUGACGACACCAUGUCCAAGAUCUUCACCACCAUCAUGAUCACACAUCUCAAGACUGUGGGUGCACGAGGUGUUCCGCGUGUUCUAUGACAGACUCACAGACGAUGCGGACCGCGCCUGGCUCUUUCAGUUGGUGUCAGGUCUCUGUAAGGACGUGAUGAAGUUCAAAGUGGAAGGACUGUUUAGUCACCUGUUGUCUGAGGGAGAGACGAAAGUAAGAGGAGACAAAGAUAAGAUAACUGAAAGUGACAGAACAGACAUUAUGAAACCUCAUGUUUGGCGACUAUAUGGAGCCCGACAAUAUCCUGCCGUCCCUCUUCGUUUCAUCUUAUUUCCUUCUUCUUUCCUUCUUCUUUCCUUCUUCUUUCCUUCUUUAACAGUUAAAAAACAAACAAACAAACACACAAACAAACCAACACAUGUACCCCACCAGGUGACAGAAGAGACAUUGCGAGACCUGAUGUUCGGAGACUACAUGGAGCCCGACAACCCCCCAGACAUGCGCACGUACCAGGAGAUCGGCUCACUGGAGGAGUUCAACACGGUGGUCAACGGAUGUCUGGACGAGUACAACCAGACACACAAGACCAGGAUGAACCUCGUCAUAUUCAGAUACGUGUUGGAGCACCUGUCUCGUAUCUGCCGCAUCCUGAGACAGCCCGGCGGCAAUGGUCUGUUGGUCGGGGUCGGGGGCAGCGGCAGACAGUCACUCACCCGACUCGCCGCCGCCAUGGCUGAAAACGUCCUGUUUCAGCCGGAGAUCACCAAGAACUAUGGGCUGGCCGACUGGAGGGAUGAUAUCAAGCGUGUCCUGAAGAUGGCGGGUGGCAAAGGCACCAAGAGCGUGUUCCUCAUCACGGACGCUCAGAUCAAGAGCGAGACGUUCCUGGAAGACAUCGACGCCCUCCUCAACUCUGGGGAAGUUCCGAACCUCUUCCAGUCCGACGAGAAGGCAGAAAUUAUGGAAGCUGUCCGUGUGCCGGCCGCCAUUGCCACAGGGGACAAGAACGCAGAGUUAAGUCCCCUGGCUCUGUUCGCCUUCUUCGUGAACCGCUGCCGGGCCAAUCUACACAUCAUCAUCGCCUUCAGCCCUAUCGGAGACGCCUUCAGGAACCGGCUACGGCAGUUCCCGUCUCUCAUCAACUGCUGCACCAUUGACUGGUUCCAGGCGUGGCCCGACGAUGCAUUGUCCCGUGUGGCGCACAAAUUCCUGGAGAACGCGGAGAUAGACGUGAACGAGAAGGAGUCGGUCGUUACCUUGUGCCGCUACUUUCACCAGAGUGUCAGAGAGUUCUCUGUCAGGUUCCUGGUGGAGCUCGGCCGACACAACUACGUGACCCCCACCUCGUACCUCGAGCUGAUCCACGCCUUCAAGAACCUGCUCCGGAGCAAACAGGACGAGACGAUGAAGGCCAAGAGGAGAUACGUGGUGGGCCUGGAGAAACUGGCCUUUGCCGCGUCACAGGUGGCCACCAUGCAGAGAGAGCUGGAGGAACUACAGCCCCAGCUGGUGGUAUCGGCCGCGGAGACGGACAAAAUGAUGGUGGUGAUCGAGUCCGAGUCUGCCAGUGUGGCCGAGACUACCACCAAGGUCAAGGCCGACGAGGCGGUGGCCAACAAGUCUGCGGCGGAGGCUCAGGCGCUCAAGGACGAGUGUGAGGCAGAGCUGGCUGAGGCUAUGCCCGCGUUAGAGGCCGCGUUAGCUGCUCUAGAUACUCUGAAGCCGGCAGACAUCACCAUCGUCAAGUCGAUGAAGAGCCCCCCAGCGGGGGUCAGGCUGGUGAUGGCAGGCGUGUGUGUGAUGAGAGGGAUACCCCCACAGAGGAUACCUGACCCUGAUAACCCGGCCAAGAAGAUCCAGGACUUCUGGGGCCCCAGCAAGAAGCUGCUGAACGACAUGAACUUCCUUGGUGCGCUGCGCGAGUACGACAAGGACAACAUCCCGGAGUCUGUCAUGACCAUCAUCCGCAAGAGUUACCUCACCAACCCAGACUUUGACCCCAAGCUCGUCGCCAAGGCUUCCUCGGCCGCUGAAGGUCAGGGACCGGACAAACAGAUCUCUGCGUCGGAAGAGUUCUCCCUCACCAGCACGCUGGGCGACCCGGUCAAGAUCCAGACGUGGAACAUCGCCGGCCUGCCUCGAGACUCCUUCUCUGUGGACAACGGCGUCAUUGUCGCCAACUCUCGACAGUGGCCACUGAUGAUCGACCCUGACGGUCAGGCCAAUCGCUGGGUCAAGAACAUGGAGCGGGACAACACGCUGUCCGUCAUCAAACUCUCCGACUCGGACUACAUGCGCAUCCUGGAGAACUGCGUGACCUUUGGGAACCCCCUGCUGCUGGAGAACGUGGGGGAGGAGCUGGACCCUUCUCUCGCCCCGCUGCUGCUUAAGCAGACGUUUAAACAAGGUGGCGUGGACAUGAUCAUGAUGGGAGAGAACCCCCUGGAGUACAGCAGCGACUUCCGCUUCUACAUCACCACCAAACUACGCAACCCCCACUACCUGCCUGAGACAUCCACCAAGGUCCUGCUGGUGAACUUCAUGAUCACGCCCGAGGGCCUAGAGGACCAGCUGUUGGGCAUUGUGGUAGCCAAGGAAAAACCUGAACUCGAGGAAGCCCGCCAGAACCUGAUAGUGACGAGCGCGGCCAACCGCAAGCAGCUGAAGGAGAUCGAGGACAAGAUCCUGUUCACCUUGAGCUCCUCCGAGGGCAACAUCUUGGAGGACGAGUCCGCCAUCGAAAUCUUGGACUCCUCGAAGAUUCUGUCCAACGAAAUUUCCAAAAAGCAAAAGGCUGGUGAAGAGACCCAGAAGAAGAUAGACGUGUCUCGGAUGGGGUACCGACCAAUCGCCAACCACUCGUCAGUCCUGUUCUUCUCCAUCACAGAGCUGCCCAACAUAGACCCUAUGUAUCAGUACUCGCUGAGCUGGUUCGUCAACCUCUUCAUCAUGUCCAUACAGGAGAGCAACAAGUCGAAACAACUUUUAUAUAAAAAAAAAAAACUUCUUUUACUGUUGUCUUUUCAAUCAUUCCUUCAUCCUCUUGUUGUUUCCAGAUCCAAGAAGGAAUUAGACAACUCAGACUUCCUCUUCUUCCUGACGGGAGGCAUCGGCCUGGAGAACAAAGUAGCCAACCCGGCGCCUGAUUGGCUGAGCGACGCCUCGUGGGACGAGCUGUGCAGGCUCAGUGACGUCAAAGGUUUUCAAGGUCUCAGAGAGAGCUUCCGGAGCAACGUCCCUCUAUGGCAAGACUACUACAAUUCUAAGGAGCCUCACAACACCGCCCUCCCCCCUCCCUGGGAUCAGAAGCUGUCUCUGUUCUACAAGAUGAUGGUUCAGAGGUGUAUACGACCCGACAAGAUCUCCCAAGCCAUCACCCUUUUUGUGAUCGAGAAGCUAGGCAAGAUGUUCACCCAACCCCCGCCCUUUGACCUGGCCAAAAGCUUCCAGGACUCGAACGCCUGCUCCCCGCUCAUCUUCAUCCUGUCCCCCGGGGCCGACCCCACCAUGGCGCUGCUCAAGUACGCUGACGACAAGGGCUUCGGGGGUCGCAAGUUCAACUCUAUCUCCCUGGGUCAAGGUCAGGGUCCGAUCGCGGCCAAGAUGAUCAAGCAGGCGGCGGAGGACGGAACGUGGGUGCUGCUACAGAACUGCCACCUGGCGGUCUCCUGGAUGAACGCCCUGGAGAAAAUCUGUGAGGAGUUGUCUCCCGACACGGUCGCCGUGGACUUUAGGCUGUGGCUCACCAGCUACCCGUCACCCAAGUUCCCAGUGUCGGUGCUACAGAACAGCGUCAAGAUGACCAAUGAGCCGCCGACAGGACUGCGCAUGAAUCUCCUACAGAGUUACCUGAACGACCCGAUCAGCGACGAGGCUUUCUACAACGGCUGCAUCAACUCGCUCAAGCCCGAGAAAGAUCUGCACUUCACCAAGCUCCUGUUUGGCCUGUGUUUCUUCCACGCCCUGGUCCAAGAGAGGAGAAAGUUCGGUCCCCUGGGCUGGAACAUCGCGUACGGCUUCAACGAGUCCGACCUACGGAUCUCUGUACGACAGCUGCAGAUGUUUGUGAACGAGUAUGACGAGGUCCCGUACGCGGCCAUCACUUACAUGACGGGUGAGUGUAACUACGGGGGUCGAGUCACCGACGACUGGGACAGACGCACUCUGCUCACCAUUCUAGGGGACUUCUUCUGCGAGCCACUGGUGGCCAACCCCAACUACAACUUCAGCCCCAGCGGCUUCUACCACCUGCCUCUGAGGACGGACUACGAGAACGCCGUCAAGUUUAUCAAGCAACUCCCCAUGGCCCAGUACCCCGAGGUAUUCGGCAUGCACGACAACGUGGACAUCUCCCGAGAGCUCCAGGAGACCAAGCUCCUCUUCUCCUCCGUGCUGCUCACUGAGGGCCGCGGGGGAGGGGGCGGGGGCAGCUCAGACUCUGCUCUCGGAGACAUCGCCGCCGACAUCCUGAGUAAAUUACCGGCCAACUUUGACAUCGAGCUGGCCAUCAGCCGGUACCCCGUGGUCUACUCUGAGAGCAUGAACACCGUGCUGGUGCAGGAGAUGGAGAGAUUCAACAGACUUCUGUCCAUCAUCCGGUCAAGCCUCCAGAACUUCCAGAAGGCCAUCAAAGGCCUGGUGGUGAUGUCAGCUGACCUUGAAGCUAUGGCGGGGAGCCUCAUGAUCGGCCAGAAGCCGGCCAUGUGGGCCAAACGCUCCUACCCGUCUCUGAAACCACUCGGCAGCUACAUCAGCGAUUUCCUUGAGAGACUCAAGUUCCUUCAGAAAUGGUUUGAUGAAGGCAAACCUGAAGACUUUUGGGUGUCUGGGUUUUUCUUCACCCAAGCCUUCCUCACUGGAGUGAUGCAAAACUACGCCCGUCGAUACACCAUCCCCAUCGACAAACUGGCUUUUGACUUCCAGCUGCUCGCGCAAGACCGCAUGGAGAAGGCACCAGACGACGGGGCGUAUGUCUACGGACUUUUCCUGGAUGGUGCACGCUGGGAUAGAGAGAAGUGAGUUGUCUCGUUGAGGACGCGCGUUCUCUCUGGUCGAUUUACACUGCGCAUUCUGGGUAGUUGA